AUGAAUGUCGUUACCUGUUAUGAGAAACUUACUAGUUGGAUAUUCCUGAGGUUUCCUUCCAGGAUACAAAAAGAGCUUUGUUUACAAAAUGAACUUUGUGAAUUUCCAAUGCCUUUGAUUAUGAACUCUAUUUUUAAAGUGCUUAACAGCUUUGCAAUUUGGAGAAUUAAACUCUUCCAGGAGAAAAGAAUGAAGUCCUCUACUGUAAGAGAUAAUGAAAAUGCUUAA
This is a messenger RNA of Clunio marinus, 228 nucleotides long. The record is from the annotation of a GenBank genome assembly. NCBI's taxonomy places the organism in Eukaryota, Metazoa, Arthropoda, Insecta, Diptera, Chironomidae.